CAAAAUCCUCGUAUCAGAAAUAUUAUUACUGAAAACAUUUUGAAACUGUCAUUAAGACAUUCAAAGUAUAAGUUGACCAAUGAAAUACUUCAUUUUGUGGUAUAUUUUGUAUAUACAUUUGAAGUUUGCGUUACGAUAACACGGUAUCUAAUUUAUAUUGUUUAAAUAUCGUUGAAUCCCAGUUUAUAACUCAUAAAUAGCUUUAAAAUCUAUACUUAAAGCGAUAUGGGUCGACUGUCAAAAAAAGAGCCCGUAAAAGCCCUAAUACUUCAGAUAAUAACAAUUCUGUUAUUACCUAUUCCCCAUGUUCUGCUACUCCUUUUGAAGCUGAUAAUGUUGGGAUAGGUCUUACACCACAUCUGAUGCUGGAUGACUCUGUCUCUAAUUUAAUAAUGAGUUCCACAUCAAGAUCAAAGAGUAUCGAUAAUCUUUAGAGUGAACUAAACACUGUCUUUAAACAACUAACCGACAUGCGUUCUAAAGUUGAGUCACUUGCUAGCUCUUUAUCAGAGCAUGAUGAUUUGGAGCAAGAAAUAAAGACAUUAUCAUCUCUUAAGCUGCUCCUGUCAAAAGAUAUCGUUCCUGCGGAACUUGAUGACAUCAUAAAAGCAGAAUCUGUUAUCGACUUUAUCGCUAAUGAAGUUACCAAGCGAAUAAUCUCUCGUAAUAACGUGAUUAUCUAUAAUAUACCUGACAGAAUCCCCAUUAAAACUGUAAGGAAUUUGAUAUUAAAAGCAUCUAACCUUCAGGAUAGUCCAUGCCAAUGCAUUCGACUUAAUAAAAAGCACCAGAAAUACUCGUGCCCGGUCUUGUUAAGAUUCGACUCUCAUAUAUUAGCUGAACGGUCAAAAGAAUCCGAGAGGCUAAUCUGCGCGCUUACGAAAUUUAGAAACGCUCGUAUAGUCUCAGAUAAGACCACCAAUCAAAGGCUUACUCAAAAACGUACCUUGAACGAAAAUAAAGAUGUUGAGAUCACAACAAACCACGAUGCAUCAACUGCUGAAUCCACUGAUGCAGCUACCUUAUCUCAUGUUCUCCAGCACUCUGAUAUACCAACAAAGAAUGUUAAUUUGCCUGUUAUGUCUGUAGUGACAUCUGAUAGCCAAUGUACAUCUAUUGACGUCACUAGUCGGAUAUUACCCAGUUUACCAUUAGAAGCCCAUAAGCAAGUACUUAGUUUUAAUGCUACAACUCUUAAAAAUCAUGUCAAGAUUAAAAUACCUUUGCCACGUAAGAAGAAUGUAAGUACAGAACCUUCUGGUUCUAGACCCAAUAUCAAAAAUACUACGAUGACCUUACCAAAUAAAAAUAAGACUGUACUUCCCGACACCAUGCUUCACCUUACGCAUCGUAGGGGAGGUUUUAAGGGCAGAUUUGGUUCAAAUGUCUCACAAGAUGGCCACUGCAAUCAUUAUGUAAGCAAGCCUAAUAUUGGACAGACCACAAUGAACCAACGCACCCUACGGUUAUCCUCAAACGUUUUAAAUAACAUACCUGUAAGACUUAACUAUUCUCAACACUUUCCCAUUGGGCAAGAUGGUUUACUAGGUUACUCAACAUCAAACGUUUUAAAUAAUAAACCUGUGAGACGUAACUUUCCUCAACACUUUUCCAUUGGACAAGAUGGAUUACUAGGUUACGCACCAUCAACCCAACCCCAACUUGCAGGUGCCUGUCUUAACUGUCCGCCUAAUCAAGUUCAACAAAUUAACCCACUUUAUCAAAAUAAUGAUUUUUUUGGCCUUCAGAAAUCCCUGGUCCCACUAGCAAUGGAGUUUGUUCAAGCGAUAGCCCAUACGAUCAGUCAAACAUAAUAAACCACAGUCUAUGCAAAUCCAAACUACAUAACAUCAAUAGGGAAGCUCUCGGUUUUUUUACAC
Molecule: messenger RNA, 1880 nt
Organism: Schistosoma haematobium
Lineage: Eukaryota; Metazoa; Platyhelminthes; Trematoda; Strigeidida; Schistosomatidae
Exons: 2
Coding region: 471-1814 (447 amino acids)
Source: RefSeq, a predicted model, not a curated record